AAGGUUUUGGUUGGCAUGAAACGCUUAUAAAGACGCGCUCAGGGAUCGACACUCGUGUCAUUCUUAUUUUAGAUUCCGUGUUUAGUUGGUUGUUUCCACUGUUAAUUAUGAGUUUGAGAACCACGUGGAUUUUCAUAUUUUUAACUCUUGGAGUAUUAUGUGAGCCGAACAUUGGCAGACGUCGUGCCGUCCCUGUCCUCUAUCUCCAAGGGUCUCAUUAUGAAGUCGGCUUUGAUGUGGGUCGCAACUUUGCUUCCAUAAUCAAGAGUUUCCUAUCUUCUUAUGAAAACUUACGUGACUUCGAAAAGGAAUACAAAACUAUAACAGGUCAAGAUGCUUACGAAAAAACGCUUGCUAACAUGAAAAAAAGAUACCCAUACUACGUUAAAGAAAUGCAAGGUGUUGCUGAUGGUGCUAACGUACCAUUCCAUCAGCUUUUCCUGUUGCAAAUGGAUGACUUAAUUGGGACAAUUAACGAUAAUCAUAUCCCCCGUAACGACACAGGAGGCUGCAGUUCUCUGGCUGUUAAAACCCGCAAAAGUGCUAUAUUGGCACAUACUGAAGACGCUUUCGGUGAAACAUUGAACCAUUUCUACAUAAUGUCAGCACAUAUCAUACCAGAUCCUGAAGACAAGGAACUUGGAGCUGUUGAAGAAAGAUUUGCUUCUCUCUGCUACGCCGGACAUAUGCCAGGUUAUACAAUGGGGUAUAAUGAGAACGGCUUGGUUUUUUCUAUAAACACUCUUAGCCCUCUAGAAUUGAAACCCGGAAACACGCCAAGAACAUUUAUCACGCGAGCUUUAUUGGCGUCUAAGAACUUUAGUGACGCUGAAAGAAUUCUACGAGAUGAAGGUCUUGGCAUCGGGAAUGGCUUUUCUAUUAACAUGAUAUGGUCUGAUAAAUGUGGCGACCAAAAGAUUUACAAUGUGGAAGUAGCCCCGGAUCUCAAAGCGGACAGAUCCGUCUUGAACAUCAACAAUUACGUAGAUGAACCUUUGAUUCAUACUAACAUUUACCAACGUCUAUCUGUGAAGGAAGUGAUUGGCCCGAUCAUAGAUAGUAGCACAGCUAGGAUGAAAGCUAUUCAUGCGCAUCCACCUCCAGAAAACGGAAAGGAUCUAAAAAAUAUUUUAUCUGAUAUAUCUGGUCAAGACUUCCAGGUGUUCCAGGAAAAAGAGGACUCGAUUAUAAAGACUAUUGCUGCCGGUGUUUUUGAACUGGAUAAGAUGACUUGGAGCAUUUAUAUCAACAAGCCAAACAUCUCCGAACCUGUGGCUGUUCUACCUAUACGAUUCUCCAGUCUGUUAAAAUGUGAAUCCUAAUUUUUUCCUUAGAACUACCUAUAGCUUUAAUAUUGCUUUUCCUAUCCAAGUGAUAAAUUUAUAUAAUGUAACCAAAAUCUAUCCUAUUGUUGAAAUAUGUAUUUUAUUAUCGUGUUUGCUUAGACUUUAGAUUUUUACCAUUUAAAUUAAAAUUAAUAAAUAUUGCAAAAAUCUAUAUGAGUAACAUUUAACUGUUUUUUUUUUUUUUUAUCAAUGUAUAUAAUGUUACUUAAAAAUUAAAAGCAAAUUAAGACCACAAAUAGGUUCUGACCAAAGCUUUCCAUAUUCAGAUAUAUGUUUUUUUUUUGUAUUUGAUUUUAAAAAAUAAGGACUUGUAUUUUUUUUUUCAUUCAUAAAAUAAAUUGUGUUGCAUUUCAAAUAGUGUGUGUAAAAAUAAAUAAUAUUCUCAAA
This is a messenger RNA of Danaus plexippus (monarch butterfly), 1733 nucleotides long. It is a transcript of the gene tan, whose product is annotated as beta-alanyl-dopamine/carcinine hydrolase. The transcript is spliced from 9 exons. NCBI's taxonomy places the organism in Eukaryota, Metazoa, Arthropoda, Insecta, Lepidoptera, Nymphalidae. The coding region runs from base 108 to 1322 and encodes 404 amino acids. The record is from RefSeq and is a predicted model, not a curated record.